Dermacentor silvarum is the source of this 1237-nucleotide messenger RNA. RefSeq names its product zinc finger protein 84-like. Gene Ontology annotation, molecular function: DNA binding. The transcript is spliced from 3 exons. The annotation marks the transcript as partial. The record is from RefSeq and is a predicted model, not a curated record. NCBI's taxonomy places the organism in Eukaryota, Metazoa, Arthropoda, Arachnida, Ixodida, Ixodidae. Gene Ontology annotation, biological process: DNA repair.
CCUUGGAGCUUCUGGCGAACAUUCAAGCUGAAGAAGCACCUGCAACCCGCACAGACAAGAGGCCAGUUGAGUGCCCUUUAUGCCCUCAGAGCUUCUUACAAAAGGUUAAUCAGAAGCAACACACACAUCUACACAGGCGAGAGACCAUUUCAGUGCCCUGCCUGCCCUGAGAGCUUCUCACGAAAGCGUUCUCUGAACCGACACCUGGACACCCACACAGGCGAGAGGCCAUUUCAAUGCCCUUUAUGCCCUCAGAGCUUCUCCGUUAAGUCAACCCUGAAGAAUCAUGUGCGCAUCCACACAGGCGAGAGGCCAUUUCAGUGCCCUGCAUGUCCUCAGAGCUUUUCGGAUGGGUCCACAUUGAAAAAUCACGUGCGCACCCACACAGGCGAGAGGCCAUUUCAAUGCCCUAAGAGCUUCUCACAAAAGGGCAAUCUGAACCAACAUCUGCGUGCCCACACAGGCGAGAGGCCAUUUCAGUGCCCUUCGUGCCCUCAGAGCUUCUCAGACAAGUCUGUACUUACGACGCAUGUGCACACCCACACAGGCGAGAGGCCAUUUCAAUGCCCGGUAUGCCCUCAGCGCUGCUCCCAAAAGAGUCAUCUGACCCAACACCUGCGCACCCACACAGGCGACAGGCCAUUUCAGUGCCCUGCAUGCCCUCAUACCUGCUCACGAAAGAGUCAUCUGAACAAACACCUGCGCACCCACACAGGCGAGAGGCCAUUUCAGUGCGCUUUGUGCCCUCAACGUUUCACCGACAAAUCUACACUGAAGAAUCAUGUGCGCACCCACACAGGCGAGAGGCCAUAUCAGUGCCCUUCAUGCCCUCAGAGCUUCUCACGAAAUUCUACACUGAAGGAUCACCUGCGCACCCACACAGGCGAGAGGCCAUUUCAGUGCCCUGCAUGCCCUCAUAGCUGCUCACGAAAGAGUCGUCUGAACGAACACCUGCGCACCCACACAGGCGCGAGGCCAUUUCAGUGUGCUUUGUGCCCUCAGAGUUUCUCAGACAGGUCUACAUUGAAGAGUCAUGUGUUCAUCCACACAGGCGAGAGGCCAUAUCAGUGCCCUUCAUGCCCUCGGAGCUUCUCACGCAAGUCCACACUGAAGAAUCACGAGCGCAUCCACACAUGCAAGAGGUGAUUUCAUUGUCCUGCAUGAUCUCAAAGCUUCUCCCCAAAGAGUACUUUGAAUCGACACCCACACCGGCAAUAAACCACUUCAUUGCCCUUCA